CACUGUCAUUCCAAGGGUAAGCCAUUGGUCACACUAUCCUCCCUCUUCUCACAUUCGAGACCACAAAGUGCUAUACUCAUCUCCUCAUAGCUACGGGCGGUCUUCAGUCACCUGUCAGCCAGCAAGUACCCACUCAACAUCACACCUCAACGACCAAUCUCCAUCAGCACCAACAUGGGUUCGGCCUUCAAGAAACCACCGCAGGCGCCGCCGCUCUUCACUCACACUCCUGAGAGCCUGAUCGCCGACACCGAACGAUUUCUAGCUUCGUCCAAAUCGUUACAGGACCGUAUUGCCAAGGAGGUGACUACAGAGACAGCCACCUUCAAGAAUGCAAUCUUGCCCUUUGCACAGGAUGACAAUGAGGUCGCCUUACAAUCCCAUAUCAUUGGCUUCUACCAAUCGGUCUCGACUGAUGCAAAGCUCCGUGACGCAUCGACCGAGGCGGAGAAACAGAUGGACAAAUUUGGCAUUGAGACGUCGAUGCGUGAGGACUUGUUCCAGCUCUGUAAUGCUGUGCACAAUAAGCAAAAGGACGAUGCUGCAUUAGACCCAGAGAGUCAAAAAUUACUACAAAAGGACUACAAGGAUUACGUCAAGAUGGGAUUGGGCAUUCCAGCCGGACCAAAACGUGAUCGGUUCAAGGCGAUCAAGGAGCGUCUGUCCGAAUUGGGAAUUACUUUCCAGAAGAACCUGAACGAGGAGAAUAGUGGACUGUGGCUGACUCCCGAAGAGCUGAAAGGCGUGCCUGCCGAUGUGGUAGAUGGUCUGCAGAAGGGCAAGGAGGGCAGUGAGAAUGCUGGAAAGCUUUUCCUGACUUUCAAAUAUCCGGAUCUGUUCCCGACAUUGAAGUACUGCAAAAGCGAGGAUGUCCGGCGAAGAGUGUUUGUCGCAAAUGAGAACAAGUGUGCCGACAACGUGCCGCUCUUCAAGGAGGCUAUCGUUCUCCGUGACGAGAGCGCGCGUUUGCUCGGCUAUCCUGAUCACGCGACUUUCCGCAUCGAAGAUAAGAUGGCCAAGACGCCCAAGACGGUGAACGACUUUCUCGGAGAUCUGCGUGAGCGUCUCGCUCCGGGUGGUGUCAAGGAGAUUGAAAAGCUGAAGGAGUUGAAGAAGCAGGAGGGCGGAAGCACCGACACUGAGCACUACUACCUGUGGGAUCACCGAUACUUUGACACCCUCAUGCUUGAGAAGGACUACCAGCUUGAUCAGAACAAAAUAUCGGAAUACUUUCCGUUACAGACUAGCAUCUCCGGCAUGCUUAACAUCUUCGAAGAGCUUUUCGGCUUGCAGUUCGUCGAAGUCGUAGGUGCGCACCGUGACGAGAUUUCGCCCUCCGGCAAGGGUACGGACAUCAUCUGGCACCCUGACGUGCAGGUCUUUGCCGUCUGGGACGAUGCAAGCGAGGGCAACGGCUUCGUCGGCUACCUCUACCUCGAUUUGUUCCCUCGCGACGGCAAAUAUGGUCAUGCAGCCAACUUUAACCUUCAGCCGGGUUUCCUCCACCCCGAUGGCACUCGCCGAUACCCUGCGACAGCGCUGGUGUGCAACUUCUCCAAGCCCACAGCGAAGAAGCCUUCGCUUCUCAAGCACGACGAGGUCGUGACACUAUUCCACGAGUUGGGUCAUGGUAUCCACGAUUUGGUGGGCCGUACAAUCUACUCCCGCUUCCACGGAACGUCGACGGUGCGUGACUUCGUCGAGGCGCCGUCGCAGAUGCUCGAAAACUGGUGCUGGACACCAUCACAGCUGCGAUCUUUGUCGAAGCAUUGGUCGUACCUUUCUCCCGAAUACUUGGAGGCAUGGCGGGAACAGCAAGGUUCCACUUCUGUUUCGCAACCACAAGAGCAUCUCCCUGAGUCGCUGAUCAACUCCAUCAUCACUACCCGCCACGUCAACGCAGCCCUCUUCAACCUCCGUCAAUUACACUUUGGCAUUUUCGACAUGACCGUCCACACUCCCAAAUCGCACGAUGAAGUCGUCGCCAUCAAGACUGGAGACCUGUACAACAGCCUCCGCCACUCCAUCGUCAAGCUCGCCGGGCCCGAAACCCUCCCAGGCGGCAACGACAGCUGGGGUCAUGGCGAGGCCACCUUCGGCCAUCUCAUCGGCGGCUACGAUGCUGGCUAUUACGGCUACCUCAGCAGCCAAGUCUACUCAGCAGACAUGUUCGCAAGCGUGUUCGCCAAGGACCCCAUGAACGGCAAAGAUGGUCGUCGUUACCGCCAUACGGUGCUCGAGCGAGGUGGAAGCCGCGACGAGGGUGAGAUUCUGAAGGAGUUCCUUGGUCGGGAGCCCAGUAGCGAGGCCUUCUACCGAGAAUUGGGAAUUGCGUCGUAGGAGGUAGUUUCUUGUAUGAAAUGAAAAUUCAUGAGAUUAUGAAAUUUUGCAAUGGGUAUGCGUGUGGUAAAUAUAUUGCUUCACAAUGAAGAUGUUACAUCGGCUUUUAAUCGUAAGGGGAGUAGGGGUGGUUUCUUU
This is a messenger RNA of Dissoconium aciculare CBS 342.82, 2478 nucleotides long. Its product is annotated as zincin. Gene Ontology annotation, biological process: proteolysis; peptide metabolic process. Bases 175 to 2340 code for a protein of 721 amino acids. Lineage: Eukaryota; Fungi; Ascomycota; Dothideomycetes; Mycosphaerellales; Dissoconiaceae. Gene Ontology annotation, cellular component: mitochondrial intermembrane space. Gene Ontology annotation, molecular function: metalloendopeptidase activity. The transcript has a single exon. The record is from RefSeq and is a predicted model, not a curated record.